AUUUUAUUUUGAGUAAAGCCGUCAAGCCGAGUAAAAUCCUUUGACAAUUACUUAAGUACCCCCAUCUUCUUCAUCUUGGAAACAACGAACCAGAAAACCCUCCCCAUCCGUCACUAUCGGAGAAAUUUUGUGUGGACGUUGACGUUGGAGAGAAGAGCAACUAUGUUAUCGAAAGGAGCACCAGCGGUGGCGACGACGUACAAUGCCUCCGGCAAAGACAUCAAUUUUGCCCUAACUCGUUCCCGAUCCAUCGGUUUCAUCUCAAACCAUAGACAAUACAACGUCUUUUUAUGCAAUUCAUCGGCGAGGAGAGUUUCUCCGUUACUGGCCGUAACAACUGGGGAGCAUUCGAACAACGUUGCUAGUUUACUUGAGGCGGAGAAGGAAAAGAGCCUGGGGAAUCAGCUCCGGCUGGGGAGCUUGACGGAGGAUGGAUUAUCGUAUAAGGAGAAGUUCGUUAUUAGGUGUUAUGAAGUUGGAAUUAACAAAACUGCUACCAUUGAAACAAUUGCCAAUCUGUUGCAGGAGGUUGGAGGUAAUCAUGCUCAGAGUGUUGGGUUUUCUACUGAUGGAUUUGCCACCACAACCACUAUGAGGAAGUUGCAUCUCAUAUGGGUUACUUUACGAAUGCAUAUUGAAGUAUACAGAUACCCUGCUUGGAGCGAUGUGAUUGAAAUUGAGACUUGGGUUCAAGGUGAUGGAAGAAUGGGGACCAGACGUGAUUGGAUCCUCAAAGACUAUUCCAAUGGUGAGAUCAUUGGAAGGGCUACAAGCAAAUGGGUGAUGAUGAAUGAGGAUACUAGAAGAAUGCAGAAAGUCAGUGAUGAUGUCAAAGAAGAAUACUUAGUUUUUUGCCCAAGGACACUCAGAUUAGCAUUUCCUGAAGAGAACAAUAACAGUCUGAAGAAAAUAGCAAAACUUGAAGAUCCUGCUGAAUAUUCAAGACUAGGACUUGUUCCAAGGAGAUCUGAUCUUGAUAUGAACAAACAUGUUAACAAUGUUACCUACAUUGGAUGGGCUCUUGAGAGCAUUCCACCAGAAAUCAUUGACACGCACGAACUGCAAGCUAUUACUUUGGAUUACAGACGUGAAUGCCAACAAGAUGACAUAGUCGAUUCACUCACUAGCUAUGAAUCAGCUGAUGAUGAACAACACCUUUCAGAAACCAAUGGAUCUGUUGUUGUUUCCUCUGAAACUCAAAGAGAUGGACAUGAAGAUUUGAGCCGAUUCUUGCAUCUAUUAAGAUCUUCGGGUACUGGUCUUGAAAUAAACAGGUGUCGCACUGAAUGGAGAAAGAAGCCGGAAAAAAGAUAAGCUUAUUUUAUAUUUAAUUUACCUUUUUACCCUCUUCCAUUCGAGUUCAAUAUCUGUCUUUUGUAUGUGAUUUUCUGGAUAUAUGUUAUUAUGUGCUCUAUCUGAUGAUCUUAUGUGUGUAGAGUGAUAUUUAUAUAUUUAUCGGUAAUCUGUUGUGGAAAAAUAAUGUUUCAGGGUAGAAAGAUUUGUGUUUUUAUCA
Molecule: messenger RNA, 1513 nt
Organism: Lactuca sativa (garden lettuce)
Lineage: Eukaryota; Viridiplantae; Streptophyta; Magnoliopsida; Asterales; Asteraceae
Product: oleoyl-acyl carrier protein thioesterase, chloroplastic
Biological process (GO): fatty acid biosynthetic process
Molecular function (GO): acyl carrier activity; fatty acyl-[ACP] hydrolase activity
Source: RefSeq, a predicted model, not a curated record